Aspergillus ochraceoroseus IBT 24754 is the source of this 1794-nucleotide messenger RNA. RefSeq lists its product as uncharacterized. The transcript is spliced from 2 exons. The record is from RefSeq and is a predicted model, not a curated record. The annotation marks the transcript as partial. NCBI's taxonomy places the organism in Eukaryota, Fungi, Ascomycota, Eurotiomycetes, Eurotiales, Aspergillaceae.
AUGGUCCAAUAUCCGAAUCCUCCAAGUCCUGUUGCCAACUUCAUACUGGAUGUUUUGCCUGAUCCUCCUCAGGAUUACAAGUUCCUUGGAGAGACAUCUGAAAGUAUAAUCCGCACUCGUAGACUGCGGAAGACAGACAUUACGAAGCUAGUUGAAUUUCAUUUCUGGGGAAUCGACCAUGGAUUUCCAACGCGAGUCACCAAUCCGGUUAUGCUCAAAGGUCUUUGGAAGUUAUUUUACUACCACGCAAACCAACACCGACCAGCGACAUUCAGCGAACUCCUAGACUUCACCCGAGAUGCUGGUCCUCGACUCCUCGAUUGGAAGCAUUUUCGGUUCAAUGAAAUUCUGCCUGUUAGUCGGUUUUACCCUGAUCUUCCGGACAUACUCAAGAAUCUCGAACCUGGCUAUAUCAGGCCCAGCCACGCCAAGUCAGAGUGGCCGGAUUUAUACCUAGAACAGUUUCUCUUCUCGUCCGCGGUAAAACCAACCCCGGCGGUCAACAACAACAACAACAACGAUGCGGGACUCACCGGCAUCGCUACUGCGAUGAAUUUUGUCAACUUUCCCAAUCUGCCUGAAGACGUCGCUAGGGAAGUGAUUGAGGCGGUAGAGCGAACUGUCAUGCGGUUCGCAUACAAGGAUCUUGAGCGUCAUCCCAGGUCUGCGCCGAUGCAUGCUCCUCGCCACAUAAUCGCCACAAGUGCGGCCGAUAUAUUCAAGGCAACAAUCGGGUCAUUCCCGGCGGCUUCUCAUGUACGACUCACCCCGGAAGCGUUCUAUGCCAGGAUGCGUCUGGACUCAGAUGGCCAGUACUACCCCAUUAGAGGCCGGGGCCCGGUUUUACAGGGUAAUUCCUCUGCAGUGGACUGCCUGAUCACGGCAGGCAAACUUCUAGACGCUGGGUCAACAAAUAUUGACCGGGAAGAUCCUGGAUGGGAAAUGAAACUUCACCCAGUCGAGCAAUCUUUUAUUGAGCUUACCGAUGUAAACUGGGAUUUGUGUAGCGCGGAAUCUGGAUACCAAUUGAAACACCAAUUUCGAACCUUGUUGGCUGCUGCCGUCCCUGGAUUUUCCGAGAACGCCCAUUAUGCCGCAAGAUUCAUUUGGGGCGCGGUUAGUGAAAACCUCCAGCAAUUUAGGAUUUCUUUCGAAGAACAGGUUAGCCCUUGCCAAUGUACCAUUGGCGCUGAUACUACUGGGUAUUUCAAUACCUACUUUGUCCAACCUUCAUUCCGAGACACGGACCAACACGGGGUAACCAUGCAAGACUUACUUGAGCGUGCCUUCGAGGAUCGGCAGUCCAGGGACUGUUCUUUAUGUGGCCAGCACAACGGCACACAUUUUCGGCGGUACUUCUCGGAGGUUCCCUUGCGAAUGGUGGUGAAGCUCCAUGACAGUGUCUCUAUCUGGAACCACACCAAUGAUGUUACCUUUAAAUAUCGAAAUACCGACCUUGUGGAUAAGACUGUAACCUAUCGCUGGCUGGGUGGUAUUUACCGUGGCGACAACAAUGAACAUCGCCUCUUUUGGACCGACACCGAGCGGGGAGAGGAGGAACGACGAACGAUUCGUAUGUACGAGCCGGCGAAUAUGGGACUCAUUGUGGGAGGUAUUCCACCGGCCAGUCAAAAUGACCGAGUGCCUGACGAUUGGUGGGUGAACAGGUCGAUCCCUCUCUUGAUAUACGAACGAGUGACGAAUCCAUCCUCGGACAUUAUCGGCAUGGCCCUGCAAGCAGUGGGCCAGAUGAAGAAGCUAGAUGAAGAACAUAAAUUAAUCCUAAGGCAGCAU